This is a messenger RNA of Hibiscus syriacus, 901 nucleotides long. RefSeq lists its product as uncharacterized. Bases 7 to 864 code for a protein of 285 amino acids. The record is from RefSeq and is a predicted model, not a curated record. Lineage: Eukaryota; Viridiplantae; Streptophyta; Magnoliopsida; Malvales; Malvaceae. The transcript is spliced from 2 exons.
UCUUGUAUGGAUGGAACACAGCCGUUUAAUUUUCAAACCAUAAAUCAAAAUCCCACCUACUUCAGUUCUACCAUUCCCUACUCUACAUCUCCAAAUAUGGGCUGCUGCUUCAGCUCCACCUCCUCCACCAAACCCAAUCAUCCACCGUACCAACCUCCCAUUCUACGGUCUCACAAAACCCCAUCUCCUCCUCAAGAAGAUGAAGAAGAAGCUGUUAUAAAAGAAGUAUUGGUGCUUUCAGAAACACCCAAAGUACCUCACGAUAACCAACAAGAGAAUAUCACUCAAACUCCUCCACCCCUUCCGCCGCCGCCACCCAAAACCGAAACACAGGUUUCCCAUGCGACCAAGCAAAUACAACAAGAAGAUCAAGAGCAAGAAACCUAUCAUAUCUCUCAACAAUCAGAGAUUUACAGCGUCUCUGAAACCAUAACAACAACUACGACUACGACAGCAACCGAAUGCCUUGAUGAAGCAACGAGUAAAGACAACAGCAAACUCAAACAUAAGUCCCCAGCAAAGGCAAUAAAAAAACGUCCCGGUUCCACCAAUGGAGACCCUGCCAAUGUUCGAGCUAGAAGAGAAAGUGUCCGUGGUCGAGGACGGGGAUUAAGUGCGGCGAGGACUGUGCAACGUAACGUUGGGUCCAGGUCCAGGUCACCCGGAACAGGAAGAGCCGGUGGGGUGAGCCACGGUGCCGUCGGGAAGACUCCCGCGACGGUGACCGGCAAAACCGAUAAAAAGACAAGUAUUAGAGCGAGCGCGACAGUGGAGGGCCAGAGUAAGAGAGAGGAAGAUGGGAAAAAGGACGUAUCGGAGCAACAGGGCAUUUCAAGCUGCAAACCCAAAGCUUCUGUUGAAUAAAGUAAUGUCGAAUCAUCGUUUCAAGAUACACAAUUUU